Molecule: messenger RNA, 810 nt
Organism: Engraulis encrasicolus (European anchovy)
Lineage: Eukaryota; Metazoa; Chordata; Actinopteri; Clupeiformes; Engraulidae
Product: transmembrane protein 235
Exons: 4
Coding region: 1-810 (269 amino acids)
Cellular component (GO): apical plasma membrane
Source: RefSeq, a predicted model, not a curated record
AUGCCAGCGGCGAAGAACAAACCCACGAUGAAGUUCGGAGUAGUUGUUAUUGCUGCAUGUAUACUGGGAUUUUCCAGUUUCGGGCUUCUUGUUUUGGCUAUUGGAAGCGAGUAUUGGUAUGUCAUUCAUGUGAAUCCUUCAGAUAACUGUUCAGACAGGCAAAUCAUGGAGGGAGUUCAGAGUUCUCAUGCCGGAUUGUGGAGAAUCUACGAAGGACCGGACAACAGCCCGUACAUCAUCUCAGAUGAGGCACCUAAUCACACCGCCCUGGAGAAACACCUGCUCCGUUUGCACAGGGCGGUGGUAGUGCUCUUGCCUCUGAACCUCUUGUUGCUGGUGGCAGGAGGCCUGUGCUCUCUCUACAGUGUCCUCACCAGCAGCAGCUGUCUCCUGAAAGCCACCGCCACCUACAUCCUCCUCUGCAGUCUGUGCACCCUGUCUGGCGUAAGCCUCUACGUCAGCUACUCUCAGCAGGCCUUGGCAGAAGUGCGGCGCACGGUGGAUGCGGAGAUGCUCUCCCGGGUGCAGCUGUCCUUUGGCUGGUCUCUAGCGGUGGCCUGCCUGUCCUUCUGUCUGCAGGCCUGCUGUGGCCUGCUGUUGCUCUGGGCCUCCUGUAUAGCCCAGCAGCUCACACAGCCAGAGGGCCAGGAGGACGCCACACCGCAGGAGCUGCCCCUGGAGGACGCCACACCGCAGGAGCUGCCCCUGGAGGACGCCAAAGCGGAGCUGCCCCUGGAGGCUCACAGCAGCACCGUUGUGGCGCUUACAACGACCAACACAGAAUAUGUGGAGAGUGACAUGUGCAGAUAG